Molecule: messenger RNA, 1327 nt
Organism: Calypte anna (Anna's hummingbird)
Lineage: Eukaryota; Metazoa; Chordata; Aves; Apodiformes; Trochilidae
Gene: POU3F3
Product: POU class 3 homeobox 3
Biological process (GO): regulation of transcription by RNA polymerase II; brain development
Cellular component (GO): nucleus
Molecular function (GO): RNA polymerase II cis-regulatory region sequence-specific DNA binding; DNA-binding transcription factor activity, RNA polymerase II-specific
Source: RefSeq, a predicted model, not a curated record
AUGGCCGCGGCCACCUCUAACCCCUACCUCCCCGGCAACGGCAUCCUGGCUGCCGGCUCCAUCGUCCACGCCGAUUCGGGCGGCGGCGGCGGCGGCGGCGGUGGCGGCAUGCAGCCGGGCAGCGUGGCAGUCACCUCGGUGGCGGGCGGCUACCGCGGCGACCCGGCGGCCAAGAUGGUCCAGAGCGACUUCAUGCCGGGCGCCAUGGCCGCCAGCAACGGCGGCCAUAUGCUGAGCCAUGCCCACCAGUGGGUGACAGCCCUGCCCCACGCCGCCGCCGCCGCCGCCGCCGCCGCCGCAGCCGCCGCCGAAGCGGGCUCGCCCUGGUCCGGCAGCCCCGUGGGCAUGACGGGCAGCCCCCAGCAGCCGCCGCCGCCGCCCGACGUCAAGGGCAGCGGCGGGCGCGAAGACCUGCACUCGGGCGCGGCGCUGCACCACCGGCCGCCCCACCUGGGCCCCCCGCACCAGGGGCACCCGGCGGCCUGGGGGGCGGCGGCGGCCGCCCACCUGCCCUCCAUGGCCGGCGGCCAGCAGCAGCAGCAGUCGCUCCUCUACUCGCAGCCCGGGGGUUUCACGGUGAACGGCAUGCUGAGCCCCCCCCCCGGCGGGCAGAGCCUGGUGCACCCCGGGCUGGUGCGCGGCGAGACGCCGGAGCUGGGCGAGCACCCCGGGCACCACCAUCACCACCACCACCAGCACCCUGGGCACCACCCGCCGCACCACGGCGGCGUCAACAGCCACGACCCGCACUCGGACGAGGACACGCCGACCUCCGACGACCUGGAGCAGUUCGCCAAGCAGUUCAAACAGCGGCGGAUUAAGCUGGGCUUCACCCAGGCCGACGUGGGGCUGGCGCUGGGCACCCUCUACGGCAACGUCUUCUCGCAGACCACCAUCUGCCGCUUCGAGGCCCUGCAGCUCAGCUUCAAGAACAUGUGCAAGCUGAAGCCUUUGUUGAACAAGUGGCUGGAGGAAGCCGACUCCUCCACGGGCAGCCCCACCAGCAUCGACAAGAUCGCCGCCCAGGGCAGGAAGAGGAAGAAGCGGACCUCCAUCGAGGUGAGUGUCAAGGGGGCCUUGGAGAGCCACUUUCUGAAAUGCCCCAAGCCCUCCGCCCAGGAGAUUACGAACCUAGCGGACAGCCUGCAGCUGGAGAAGGAGGUGGUCAGGGUUUGGUUUUGCAAUCGGAGGCAGAAAGAGAAACGGAUGACCCCCCCGGGGAUCCAGCAGCAGACCCCCGACGAUGUCUACUCCCAGGUCGGCACCGUCAACUCCGACACGCCGCCCCCUCACCACGGACUGCAGACCAGCGUGCAGUGAGGGGCAC